Molecule: messenger RNA, 1427 nt
Organism: Priapulus caudatus
Lineage: Eukaryota; Metazoa; Priapulida; Priapulimorpha; Priapulimorphida; Priapulidae
Product: protein phosphatase 1 regulatory subunit 36-like
Exons: 10
Coding region: 149-829 (226 amino acids)
Biological process (GO): negative regulation of phosphatase activity
Molecular function (GO): phosphatase binding
Source: RefSeq, a predicted model, not a curated record
GGACGCUCUCACAGAGAAAGAGGGCCCAAUACAUUCGGCUUUCCUCGCCUACUACAGUUCGGAGCAGUGUGAUGCCCUACUGGUUUCCCUGCAGCAACACUUCCACUGGUUCUUUCAAAGAGUCGAUGUUGAGGAGCAGCAGGCUAACAUGCCAGUUCCACCUGGAGCUGCCGAGAAACAGGAAUUGAUUGAGAUAGAAGCCAAUCUGGAGAAAAGCUUGAAGCGAGUAGGUGAGACAUAUGCCACCAUUAUCCUGGGUUUGGGAAUGAGCAAGCAACAUCACAUGGAUUGUGGCAGGUCAAGAGUAUCUUCUACACAUAGAGACAGAACAACAUUUGAGUUGUUAUACUUGUUCUGUGCUAAUGUCAUCAACGUCACAUUCAGACGUCGUGACAGCGAAGCCAUUGGUGUGGAGAUUGGAAAAAUUCUGAGAUCCGACAUGUUCAACCCAGCACUCAGGGUUAGCAGAGAGGGGACAGUAUUUCCAUCCAACACGCAAACAGAACAUAUCAAGUCAUGCACUGCCACUGUGAAAAGAGCGUCAGUAAAAACUAUCAUGUAUCAGAAGUCACCAGCUCUCCGCUCGCUGCUACCAUCAAGCAAGGAGCAAGCUCCAUGGCUUUUCCACACUAGAUUCCUGCAUGGACAGCCAGGGCUUGAAAAGAGAUUCACUUCAUCGAUGCACGAUGACGAUGAUGGUGACAAUAGCACUUACAUCAUACCAGAUAAGAUAGGUAUUGUAGGCGAACCAUUGAGCUUGUUCCACUCUUCCACACUUUCCCCAAUUGAUGCGGAGUCUGAGAAUAAUGGUGAACCGACAUCUGAAUAAAUGUCUUAAUUGUAGCAAACAAACUUCUGACAUUCCACUUUCUAUUUUAUUCCUCACGCGGUGGAUCUCUGCUCUCAGGCUAAAAACGCUACAAUAAUACUAACUCUGUAACUAAACAAAUUGUUCGUUUAUGUAAAUUACAACCGUUAAAAAGGCUGUACAGCGCUGCCACUUAUCACCAUCUAGUCAUUACCGCCUAUAUGUUUAUAACGGUGUAGUUUGCUGCUUCAACCAUGUUCUGAAAAUUAGGAUAACUGUUGCAAUGCAAUAGCAUUAGGAAAUGACAACAGAUGGCGCUGCAUGAUGCAAUCUUGUAGUCUGGGCUCUGGUCUGUGUAAAGUGUGGAUACGGACAGCAUUGCAGCAAGCGGUAAUUGAAAUAGUGUACUUAUAUUGCGUUUUGAUAAAAUAAAAAUGAAUGCAUCAAAGAAAUAUUAAAUGAAUAUUUGUGGGUAGAGUUGGAUGCGGAAUCGUCUUGAGUAGCAAGGAUUUUGACGGCAGAUCAGUGUGUUGGAGCAUGUAACAAAAAGGGCGCAAAAAGUAUCGUGAUCUUGAGCACAGUCACUUCAAACGUUUCAAUAAUAAAAUGAUGGCAAAUA